This is a messenger RNA of Linum tenue, 2642 nucleotides long. Lineage: Eukaryota; Viridiplantae; Streptophyta; Magnoliopsida; Malpighiales; Linaceae. The record is from the annotation of a GenBank genome assembly.
AUGACGGUGACGGACCUCUUCGCCGGCGAGAUCGCCACCGAGCUACUCAAAGUCCUCUUCUCAAUCUCCCGACGAGCCUGCCUCUGCAAAUCAACCGCCGAUGCCCUAAUCACCAGCACCAACCAGCUCCUGCCCAUAAUCCAGGAAAUCAAAUACUCCGGCGUCGAGCUCCCCGCCGCCCGCCAAUUCCAGCUCGACGGCCUCUCCGAGACGCUCCGCGGCGGCCUCGAGCUCUCCCGGAAGGCCCUCGCGUGCAGCCGGUGGAACGUCUACAAGAUGCUCCAGCUCGCCCGGCGGAUGGAGAGGCUCGAGAAGCGGAUCUCGGCCUUCCUCCACGGCCCGCUCCAGGCCCACGUCCUCGCCGACGUCCACCACCUCCGGUUCGAUUCCGUCGAGAGGUUCGACCGGCUCGAUUGCUCCGCCCGCCAGCUAGAGCAGCGGCUCGAAUCGCUGAAGAUUGGGGUUGGGGACGGCGGCGGCGGCGGCGGCGGAGGGUGGAUGGAGGAGGCGGUGAAGAGAGUCGACGCCGAGGAGCAGCGGUGGGAGGGUCACUUCAAGAACCGGAUACUGUUCUUGACGAUUUCGCAGUCUCCUGAUGUGGAGCAGCUGAGGGCUAAGAUUCUGGGGUUUAUUGCUGAAUCUGAUCAUGGUAGUGGUAGCUUUGGCUGCUAUGAUGGGUUCAUCAAAGAAGCUCCUGGAGGUCGAGUUCUGAUUGUUCUUGAUGAUGUAUGGUCACUCUCGGUUCUUGAGCAGCUGAUCUUCAGGAUUGAUGGCUGUAAAACGCUUGUCGUUUCGCGGUUCAAGUUUUCUACCGUGCUUGGUGCUAGUUAUGAAGUGGAGCUUUUGAAGGGAGAUGAAGCUGUUUCAUUGUUCUGCCAAUCUGCUUUUGAGCGGAGUUUCAUCCCUCCUGGUUCUGAUGCAAGCUUGGUCAAUCAGAUUGUGAAUAAAUGUAAAGGCCUUCCCCUGGCGCUCAAAGUGAUUGGGUCUGCAUUGAGAGGGCAGCCUGAGAUGUACUGGGCGAGUGCGAAGAAGAGGCUAUCUAGAGGCGAGCCAAUCUGCGAGUCACACGAGAACAAGUUACUAGAUAGGAUGGCAAUCAGUGUUCAAUUCUUGCCCAAGAAGGUUAGAGACUGUUUCCUGGAUUUGGGAUCUUUUCCAGAGGACAAGAAGAUCCCAUUGGAUGUCCUUAUCAACAUGUGGGUCGAGAUCCACGAUGUUGAUGAGGAAGAAGCUUUUGCUAUCCUUGUUGAGCUCGCAGACAAGAACCUGCUCACUCUCGUCAAGGAUGCUAGGUUGGGAUUUUUCCUCCUUUCUUCAUCGUCAAGUUACUACCUUUCUAAAAUUGCCUCACAUUCGAAGUUUAAUAAAAAGGUUGUGAAUGUGGUUAAUGUUUGGGGAAUUAGGGCUGGAGAUCUUUAUAGCAGUUACCAUGACAUCUCUGUGAGUCAACACGAUGUGUUGCGUGAUCUCGCCAUCCAUAUGACGAAUCGUGGCGAGAUAAAUGAACGAAAGCAGAUGAUCAUGCCGAGAAGGGAGAUGGAGCUUCCAAGAGAAUGGGAGAGAAUUGCUGACAAGCCAUUCUGCGCUCAGAUCAUUUCAAUUCAUACCGAUGAAAUGAACGAAAUGGACUGGUUCGCGAUGAACCUCCCCAAGGCUGAAGUUCUCAUCAUCAACUUCUCUGCCACAACAUACUUCCUGCCUCCAUUCAUCCACAACAUGCCGAGGCUACGAGCACUGAUAGUCAUCAACCACGGUUCCCAAACCGCAACCCUCCGAAACCUCUCCAUCCUCUCCACCUGCUCCAACCUUCGGAGCCUCUGGCUCGAGAAGGUCACCAUCACCACAUUAGCAUCAUCAAAUCCUGAAACCACCCCUCUCACCAACCUCAGAAAGAUAUCUCUAGUCCUAUGCAACAUCAACAACACGCUCGAUUCCAUCCUACCCUCUACGUUCCCUUCCUUAUCCGAGCUCGCAAUCGACCACUGCGACGAUCUGAUCCAUCUCCCUUCCAUCACCUCCCAAUUCCACUCCCUCAAGAGCCUCAGCAUCACGAACUGCCACAACUUCCGCCAGCUUCCCACCAAUCUCGGCGACCUGAAGAGAUCUCUGCACAUCUUGAGGCUGUAUGCUUGCCCGAGCCUCAGGAUGCUGCCGCGGUCCACCUGCGAGCUGUCGAGGCUGAAGUACCUGGACGUGUCUCAGUGUGUGAACCUGAGAUCGCUUCCUGAAGGGAUCGGGAAGAUGGCCGGGCUGGAGAAGAUAGACAUGAGGGAAUGCUCGGAGGUGUUUUGUGUUCCUGACUCCGCGGCGUCGAUGGAGUCGUUGAGAUGUGUGAUCUGCGACGAGGAGGUUUCGUGGUCGUGGAAAGGGUUUGAGAAGAUCGGGCUCCAUGUUCAGGUUGCGGAGAAGCACUUCAACUUGGACUGGCUCCAUGAAUAGUGCCACUACCAAAUACCACCAAAUAUGUAAUUAUCUUUUGUAGCCUUGUAGGCCAUUGUACAUAUAUGCAUCAAGUAAAUAAAUCGUUUUUUUUUUGUGUGUCGUUGUUGAAGUUCUAGCAUGGGUAGAUGGUACAUGACGGAAUAUCCAAUAUAUACAUUUGAGACUAUACUGAUCAUAAAAACAGGAUAAAUUCAUAAAAG